UUUGUUCCCGUAACCGAGGAAAACUCGAGUGCUUCGGACAAAGAUCGUCAAAUUCGGGAGUUUUUCUUUCACGGACUUCACCGGUGUUAAGGGCAAACAAAAAAAAUCUUCAGAUAGAUUCCGGCCGGACAAAUCUUCUUCGAUCCGGAUCCAAAAACCCAUCUCAUAUAGAUCUGCAUAACAGGCGGUUACUCACUGAUCCAGAUACAAAACGGCCCUUUUGCUUCUUCUUGCUUCCUCUAAUGGCGGAUCAUCAACACGGCAAGUUCUCCUUCUUCUUGUUCUCUUUCGUCGUCUCCUUAAGUGUACUUCUAUCUUUGUCUUCAACCGGGUCUCUGGUUCUUGCAACAACCUCUGGUUCUGUCUCGAUUACACAAGAGACCGAUGAUGUUUGUCCUGAUGGAGGUUUAAUCAGUAGUAAAUCCGACGGGCAAACUGAUCUGUUGCAUAAACUCGAGGAUCUGGUUAGGAAUCUUACCGAAGUAGUUGCUAGAUUAGAUGCUAGGCUGUCUGAAACUCAGGUUUCGCAGCGUGUUGGCGAGGAUUGCGAUUUUGGGAGAUCGAGGAAGCCAUUGAAGGAGAGGAGUGAGAUUGGUCAGAGAAAAAAUGGUGAUGAAAUCGAACAUGACAGAGAUGAUGCUAAUGAUGAAGAAGAAGAAGAUUACAGUAGUGGAAUUAAGGAGAAAGCUAAGGCGUUCACUGUUACCAAGUAUAGUUCACUUUGGUCGGAGAGGUUUCAGUUCACUUCGGCUGUGAAGUUAGAUUCAGAUGCGACUUGUCUUAACGUUUUGCCGUUUCGUGAUCACGAGGGUUUAAGCAAAUACUUUGCAGUUGGGGAUUCAAGAGGUAGGGUUUAUGUGUUCUUGAGAAAUGGGGAUGUUCUCGUUGAGUUCUUCACCGCCUCUGAUUCGCCCAUCACGGCUAUGAUUUCAUAUCUUUCGGCGUAUAAGAACGACAGUUUCUUGGUGACGGGCCAUCAGAACGGGGAUAUCUUGCUGCAUAGAGUCCAGGAAAGAUCGAACGGGGAGGAUUGGAACUCGGUUUCGAUGGAACAUGUCGGCAAGUGUUCUGGCACAGGAGAUGCAGAAGAUGUCGGCGUGCCAGUCACUCUCUUGGAAGUGCAUCACGUUGGUCGAGUUAGGUAUAUAUUGGCAACGGAUCUCAGCGGGAAACUCACGGUUUACACGGAAAACGGGACGGUUUAUGGGUCAGCCAUGCCGACGAGUAGGCCACUCGUGUUCUUGAAGCAAAGGCUGUUGUUUCUCACCGAGACUGGUGCUGGCUCACUAGACUUGAGGAGUAUGAAGAUCAGGGAAUCUGAGUGCGACGGUCUGAACCAUUCUCUCGCAAGAACGUAUGUUUUCGACGCCACAGAACGGUCCAAAGCGUACGGGUUCACAUCCGAGGGCGAAAUCAUUCACGUUUUACUUCUGGGCGACGUAAUGAACUUCAAGUGUCGGGUUAGAUCCAAGAGAAAGUUCCAGAUGGAGGAGCCCGUCGUUAUCCAAGCCAUCAAAGGCUAUUUGCUCGUCGUCGAUGAAGAAAAGGUCUUCAUUUACAACGUAUCUACCCAACACUAUGUCCGAACGAGCAGUCCCCGGCUUACUUUAACAGCGGGUUUAGACGAGAUAAGAUCCACGUUCUUGAACCGUCACGACCCGGGAGGCAGAAAGGUAACGCCUUUGAUGGCCAGUGACCGAGACAAGAUCGUGGUAAUGAGCUUAGGAGAUGGAUACAUUGCGACGUACAGAUCGAAACUUCCGGUUUUCAAAGGAGAGUUCAAUGCGACGAUGCUAUGGAGCAGUCCGGUGUUUUUCUUCCUACUUUUCCUCUUCGGGGCAUGGCAUUUCUUCGCCAAGAAGAAAGAUGCGCUCACUUCUUGGGGACCCGACGAUCCUUUCGCCUCUGAACGCUCCGACGAUCUCAUGGAACUACGGAGAAACAGAACCACAGCCAUGGUGGGUUCUUACAGUUCGGGCGGGUCCAAUGACUCGAGCUCGAGGGCUCAGGUGGAUCAGAACUACAGAGCCACCGGUCCCGAGAUUAAGUAUCGUGGCUCGAGCCUUCAAUCGACCGGAUUUGGUCAGAGAAGAGAGAGCUUGUUUGUUAAUAACAACAAGGUUGUGGAGGACGAGAGUUAGUAGAUCCUUUGGUUACAUUUUCUCCUUUCUCCUUUUAUGACCGGACGGUUAAGACACACACCGGUUAGUUCCUUGAGUUGUAUUGUAAUAUGGACACCCGGGUUAAGAAAUUAAAUUUACGGGUUAGCCCUUCUGUUCGGUUUA
Molecule: messenger RNA, 2285 nt
Organism: Tarenaya hassleriana
Lineage: Eukaryota; Viridiplantae; Streptophyta; Magnoliopsida; Brassicales; Cleomaceae
Exons: 1
Coding region: 243-2141 (632 amino acids)
Molecular function (GO): protein binding
Source: RefSeq, a predicted model, not a curated record